AUGGCACCAAACACCCCACUUGAUAUUCUCCAAAACAUCGACGCCAACACUCUAGCUAGUCUUGUGAGUCUCUUGCAACCUGUUGAAGAACAAGAAUGCCCGGAAGUUCGCUUUGCCGAAAUCAUGAAUAUCCAGGAAUACAUCGACAAGUCUUGCUUUGGAAACAUAUUACCUUACAAUAAAGAGACGCGGCGCAUCUUGAACCUGAAAGAUAAGGAGCUCAAAUGGUCUUCGCUCACAAAUGUGGAGGAUGUAGAUAAACUCAUUCAAAUAUUAGACAAUCCGAGUGCUGAAGAUGAUACGGCUACCAGUACUUCGGAAGAAUCACAAGGUUAUGCAGUGGGAGUAGUAAUUCAAUUGGUCAUAAGGUUAUUGGCAUAUUCACUUCAGUAUCGGAGAUGUCUAUCCACUGUACCUGCCGGGCGCCUUACCUCAGCUCUUAAUUCUAUCUCGGAUUACCGAAGUGCCAUGUUAGACCUUUCAAACCCUUUCACGACUAUACAGUGGAACGUUCUGAUUUCUGAUUUCUUAAAUAAAGCUCAAAGCUUGUUGAAAUUGCCAUUUAAUCCAUUUAGCGACGCGACAAAUGAUGCACAAUUCAUGGUCUCCGGAAUCUCUCCGUUCGCAAUUACUGGUGGCACGAUACUUCCUUUAGACACUAACGUCAGCUUCCUUGAAAAUCUUUAUCGUCAAGCGGCCGGACAAAACAAAUCAUUUGAAAAAUGUGCUCACGUUGCUUCUUUUAUGUGGAAAUUUGGAUUUAAAGAAUAUGUGACCCACAAAAUUCCUAUGAAACGAGUUAUUAAUGGGGCAUAUAUCUGCUGCGUAGAUCCUUUAUACAAAACUUACUAUUAUACCACCCUAAUUCUAAAUCCAUUUCAUUUUAAGGUUCUAAAAAACCUUCUUAUUUAUGAAAUUGUCUCUGGAAAAGCAGCAUAUAUCCACAGCGCAUUAUACUUUAUAAUGAGUAUGUGCACAUGUGAGGAGGAUUUCAAAUUAAUGAACGAGUAUGGUAUCAUAGAGUGGGGCUUCCCGAUGGAAGGAUAUGCCGGAUUUUGCGAAAAGAUGAAAGAACUGUUAGACAUAAUGUAUUGCUGGAAACUUUCGAAUACUUACACAUGGCAUCUGGAAAUGAUUAAGAUUGUAAAAUGGAAGAUUAAAAUGAAUGACACUUCUAGUUUCAGUGAUUUUGCGGCAUCGUGUUAUGCCCAAGGCGUAUUGAAGAAAGAUGUAUCCGCUACUUUGUACAGUAGUCUCAGUCAAUGA
Messenger RNA from Acaulospora morrowiae, 1266 nucleotides. NCBI's taxonomy places the organism in Eukaryota, Fungi, Glomeromycota, Glomeromycetes, Diversisporales, Acaulosporaceae. The record is from the annotation of a GenBank genome assembly.